Messenger RNA from Gamsiella multidivaricata, 446 nucleotides. RefSeq lists its product as uncharacterized. The transcript has a single exon. Bases 101 to 334 code for a protein of 77 amino acids. The record is from RefSeq and is a predicted model, not a curated record. NCBI's taxonomy places the organism in Eukaryota, Fungi, Mortierellomycota, Mortierellomycetes, Mortierellales, Mortierellaceae.
AAAUUGGUGUACAGCUAUGCCUUUUUGCCAUUUCAUCCCGCAGAUUAUUCUGUAGAGAAAGAGAGAAUGUUUACCAUCCCCGACCGUAGAGCGUCGUACCAUGUGGCAAUCACACCCAAUCUGUCCAAGGAGAGUGUCCGGUGUAGCCUGGGUUCCUGUGAAAAACGCUACAAGUACGCCGAUUUGCGCGAUGGUGCUCUUGUCUCAUGCCCUAUGCCUGUGUUUUCUUUGUGAGCCCCAGACUGGCCAACUUGUCAGUCAGGGUAAGGACCAGGCGAACCUUGUUCAGGCGCAAGCGGAUCUGGUCACUUUCCCAAUUCUCAGUGCUCUUUAGUAAGUCAAUGUAGCAGACAUCAGGAUCUUAUGAGCAUGGACUAUACAGUGUACAUCAGGACGCAUGGCAUCAUGGCACCAUAAAGUAUCCCCUGCUCUGGGCUAUCAAGUCU